AUGUUUUUUCCAAGACCCUCUUCAAACACAACGCAGAAAGAACCAGGUGUCAAUUAUCUAAAGAAACUGGACUUCAGCUCUGAAUAUUCACAGGAGCUAAAUGUUAUACUGAAAACAGCAAAAAGCAUUUCAAGCAAACCAGUUUUAGUGACUCUAAUAAAUGAUGGGUUCAUGCAAUUAGUCUGCAAUUGGUUAUGUAAUACAAAACAUAUGGGAAUUCAUCGUCAGUUCCUACUAGAGAAUAAUAUAGAAACUUUUCUGUUUGAAUGCGACUCCCUAUGGAUAAAAAAAAACCCUAUCCCUAUGAUUUAUCCUGGUUCUAAUUCCGUUAAUGGAGAAAAAGCGGUUACCAAAAUGGAAAAUGAUCAAGUGUACUUAAAUCGGCUGGUUUUAAACAAAUAUGGUGGGAUGAAAGCUACUAUGACGCCCUUUUCAGAGUUCCCGGAUGGAAAGUUGAUCAAGGCAUCCAAGUCACGACGUAUAGCAUGGCAUCCAUAUGUUAUACAUAAUAAUUGGAUAAUUGGAAGAAGAAAAAAGAUGAAACGUGCUAAACAGUGGGGUCAUUGGUUUAUGAAGGAUAAUGGCGAAUGUGACGAUGAACAAAUUAGGAAGAUAAUUAACUUAUAAUGCACCUAGUUUUAUAGUAUAGAUUCUUAUACAGAAGAUAUCCUUUUAUUGAAAAACCAUUAUAGGGUAUA
Mytilus trossulus (common blue mussel) is the source of this 698-nucleotide messenger RNA. RefSeq lists its product as uncharacterized. NCBI's taxonomy places the organism in Eukaryota, Metazoa, Mollusca, Bivalvia, Mytilida, Mytilidae. Bases 1 to 627 code for a protein of 208 amino acids. The record is from RefSeq and is a predicted model, not a curated record. Gene Ontology annotation, cellular component: Golgi apparatus. Gene Ontology annotation, molecular function: glycosyltransferase activity. The transcript is spliced from 4 exons.